AUGCCUUCAACAUGCGAAUUUUAUUUGAGCAAACCCGAUGCGAUUUACCACAGUGGAGACACUGUUAGCUGUACAAUUGUUUUGAACACUACCAGUCCCAAGGAUGUAAAAGAAAUAACUAUAACUUUACUUGGCCAGGCAAAAGUAAAAUGGACUCAACGUAAAAAACAAGGAAAAAUACAAAAUUACACAGAUUAUAAAGCAAAAGAACCGUACAUAGACAGCACGGUAACAGUAAGUCGCGAAGGAACUCUCCCUGCAGGAACUCAUACAUAUUACUAUGAUAUAGUUCUACCUCCAGAAAGUCGCGCUUCUUUUGAGGGUGCCCAUGGUCACAUACGCUAUGAACUUAUACUUAAAUUAACCAGACUUCAUCGAUUCAAUAAUGAAUUUACUAAAGUACUGACUGUAAUUAAUCAACAAGAUUUAAAUUUAAAUCCAGUUUUAAAGAUACCUAUUGAAAAUGAGGAAAUCUUAACCUCAUUUUGGUGUUGUGGCACGGGUAUAAUGAAUACCAAACUUAAAAUUCCCUUUGGUGGCUAUGCCAUCGAUCAGUUUGUCGACUACUCUGUCCAUGUACAAAAUGAAUCAAAGGCCGACAUUAAUAGUUAUACCAUCAAAUUUAUUCGUAAAAUAACCUUUACUGCCCAUAAACCCAAACUCAAGACACGGGACGAGGAGAUAACUGUUUAUAAAAAAUCGUAUGAUAUUAGAUGUUUACGAUUUACUAACCGUAUUUUUGAUGGCAGCUUUCCUAUACACGAUACACCUGCCUCCACAGUGGGCGAAACUAUAAUAAGUGUUCAAUAUUUACUAAAGGUUAAUUUAAAUACGACGGCUUGUAGUAAUGCUGACACUAUAAGCAUUCCAAUAUUUGUUGGUGAUGUGCCAUUCAAAGAGUCACCGCCAACAGAACCUUUGGAAACUGAUAGUCUUAUUACAUCUACAGUGGAAGAACUGCCAGAGGGGAAAUGA
Messenger RNA from Calliphora vicina (urban bluebottle blowfly), 975 nucleotides. Its product is annotated as arrestin domain-containing protein 17-like. Gene Ontology annotation, cellular component: cytoplasm. Bases 1 to 975 code for a protein of 324 amino acids. Gene Ontology annotation, biological process: protein transport. NCBI's taxonomy places the organism in Eukaryota, Metazoa, Arthropoda, Insecta, Diptera, Calliphoridae. The transcript has 3 exons. The record is from RefSeq and is a predicted model, not a curated record.